UCAGAAGAGGAUGCUGCCCUUCUUAGCUCAGAGAACGGCACUCGGCCAAGCUCUGUUGAACCUGCUCCUGUAUCUGAGCAUUUUCAUCCCAUUCUUGGCACUGGCUUGGACACUUUAUUACCAUGUCACCAGGACCCACAUACCUCCAGGAAUCAGCCAGGGUGCAAAACUACAUGUUAUGACUCUUUUUGGGAAUCUUAUGUUUGGGCUGGCACUGUUUCUGGAGAAAGUUGGCAUCUGCCAUAAGUAUGUCAUCUGGAGGCUUGCGAUGAAUGGAAUACCACCUAGGGAGGACUCAAAGUUGAUCAUCAAGGAUCUGCUUUUUGAUGGGAUUCCAGUAAGAAUAUAUUGGCCUAAGGCAUCACCUGCUAGAAACAGGAGAGGAAUGCUCUAUCUCCAUGGAGGAGCUGGCUUAUUUGGAAGCAUCCGAACAUAUGAAAGGGUGUGCCGUUACAUCGCCCGAGAGAGUGACACCGUAGUUGUGAGUGUUGAGCUGUGCCUCACCACCACUGAUAAAGGCCUCCAAGUCAUCCCAAUUGCAGCUGUUCCUGGAGGAGCCAAAUGGAUGUGACAGAGCACCAUUUCCCCACCCGAACGGCCAUAAUAUAAAGGCGGGGAAGCUUUUUUCAGCUCGAGGGCCACAUUUCUUUCUGGGCAACUUUCUGAGGGCCACAUGCCAGUGGUGGGCAGGGCCAGAGGCAAAAGUGGGCAGAGCAACAAAUGUCAAUGUUAACUUUGUACAGUAGGCUAGUUUCGAUACACACACACAUACACACACUCUCUAUCCAGGGAAAGCAAGAGGCAUUCGAAUGCCAAGGGCCCAUUCUAGCCAGGAAAAACACUUGAGCUGCAGGGCCGGUGAGGGCCGGUGAGGGGUGUGGCCCUCAGUGGAAAGUUCUGAGGGCCAGAUAGAGAGGCCGGGAGGGCCACAUCCAGUUCCCAGACUGGAGGUUCCCCACUCCUUAGAUUGACAAAGUGUAACAUUGAAAGAGGAAGCACUUUGCCCACUUGAGACGCUGCACCAAUUCACAUAGGACAGGCCUGGCUCCAGGGUUUGGGGAGAGGGAGUUCCAAAGCCCGUCGCAUGGUCCUCUGCAAGCUCAGACAAUCAGCUGCAACCCUCCCCCCU
Rhineura floridana is the source of this 1129-nucleotide messenger RNA. RefSeq names its product arylacetamide deacetylase-like 4. The coding region runs from base 11 to 571 and encodes 186 amino acids. Lineage: Eukaryota; Metazoa; Chordata; Lepidosauria; Squamata; Rhineuridae. Gene Ontology annotation, molecular function: hydrolase activity. The record is from RefSeq and is a predicted model, not a curated record. The transcript has 4 exons.